This is a messenger RNA of Lacerta agilis (Sand lizard), 2110 nucleotides long. It is a transcript of the gene TCHP, whose product is annotated as trichoplein keratin filament binding. The transcript has 12 exons. Gene Ontology annotation, biological process: apoptotic process. Gene Ontology annotation, cellular component: keratin filament. The coding region runs from base 158 to 1741 and encodes 527 amino acids. The record is from RefSeq and is a predicted model, not a curated record. Lineage: Eukaryota; Metazoa; Chordata; Lepidosauria; Squamata; Lacertidae.
UAUCUAGGCAGCUGGGAAAGCAUACCCCUCUCCAUCUCUUCCAGGUCUGUGUUGCAGAGUGUGUGUUGGGGAGGCUUUGAGCCAUGGAAUGCCGAGUGCCUGGGGGCUUGGGGCAGCUGGCUAGCAUGGGGAGUGGAGCUCGGUGGGCUGAUGGUUCAUGCACCUCUUAAAAGUAAUACUUCUCAUGUCCUUCAGGAACGAGGUGUUUAAUUCAGAGUUUUCAGAGUUUCCUGUUGCCCAGAUGGCGUUGCCCACAAUCCCUUCGUUUUGGAGCAACCGCAGCAGAGCCCUUGAGCAGCAGAUUGUGCACCACCGUGAGCAAGAAGCCCGUUUCCGGAAUCUGUGGGAGCUGAACAGCCGCUAUUUUCAACAGUCUGGGGUCUACAGCUCAAAGCAGGCCCAGUGGAGUUCACGCCGCUCCUACCAGCAAAGCAUGACCGCCUAUCACCGUGAGAAGCUUAAGGAAGAGAAGUGUCUCAGCCUGGAGCAGAGACGCAGGCAACUCCAGAAGCUGCUCUUUGAGGAGCGUGAGAUGCUGGCAGCAGAGCUGCAGGAGCUGCGGCUGAACAAGGGUGCAGACCUGAGUGAAAAGAGGCAGAGGAAUGACAAGCUGAAGUCAGCCAGAGAGGAGCGGAGAAAACAGAUUGCAGAGGAUUGUCUGUACGAGUGCUGGAAGAACAACAGCGCUAAGCUCCGAGAGGUUGCGUCCAAACUGCACAAGGAGCAUGUGGUGGAGGCCUGGGGAGAUCAGCUGAUUCAGAAGCAACAGCGAGAAGCCACUGAGCGGGAAGAGAAGAUCCGUGCAGAAAACAAAUACGAGGCAGCCCGGAGCAAAGCCCUGGAGAGGAUGAAGGAGGAGGAGGAGAGGCGGAAGCAGGAAGAAAGGAAGCAGGCAGAGUUCCUGCGGCAGCAGAUUAAGGAGCUGCAGCUGCGGGAGGUGGAGGCCACAAAGCUGAAGAAGGAAGAGGAGAACUUGCUCAGGCAGCACUGGGAGCUGGAAGCCCUGGAGGCCAAGCGGAAGUGCCAGGAGCAGGAGAGGAAGAAGAUUGAACUUGGGUGCUUUCUGAGGCACCAGUAUCAAGCCCAACUGAAGAGGCAGGCCCAGCGGAUCCAGGAGGAGCUGGAGAAGGACAGGCAGAUCCUCCUGGCGCUGAUGGAGCAGGAGGACGAGGACCAGCGCCUGAAGUCCGCCCGGCGGGAGCAAGCGGUGGCUGCCGUGGCCUGGAUGAAGGAGGUCAUUGAGGAGCAGCUCCAGCUGGAAAAGGCGCGGGAGGCAGAGCUGGAGACCGUCUUCAGGGAGGAAGCCAAGCAAGUGUGGGAGAAGCGAGAGCAAGAGUGGGAGAAGGAGCGCAAGGCCCAGGACAGACUCAUGGCUGAGGUCUUGGCAGAGAGGGAGCGCCAGAUCCAAGAGAGGAUGGAGAGGAACAGGCAGGCGCAGCAGGAAUCUGUGAAGUUCCGGGAGCAGCUGAUCCAGGAGCUUGAAGAGGCCAAGCAACUGACGCAGCGGGAGAAGGAAGAGGAGGCUGCGCUGAAAACUGAGCGCAGGCGGGAGUUGGAAGCGCAGCUCACAGAGCGGCAGCGGCAGGAGCAGGAGGAGCUGCAGCGCCAGUGGGAGGAAGAGGCUGAGGCCAAGCAGCAGGAGCAGCGCAAUGCGCAGCUGGAGCAACUGGCCGCCAGCCACAUGAUGGAGUUUGGCUAUCGCAACAAGAGCUACAGCUAUCCCAAAGCAGCCUGGACCUAAGAGAGCUUGCUUUCCAGUUUCAGUAGAUUCAAAUCCUCACUGUGGGAGCCGCUUUCUGGUUGCAUCCUGCUGGGGGUGCUGGGACUAUUUGUGCAGAUUAAAAAGGAGAGAGGCUGGAGGGUUGCAGCCACACACACCCCUUGCACAGCAGCUCUCUCCUGCUGUGGCUCUAAGAGGCUCUGCUGAUUCUUCAAGGCACUUGGGGGAGAUAGGGGAUGGUGGUGGACAAACUCAGUAGGCAGCAACUCAACCACACACUGUCCCUGGAAGCCUUCACCUUCCCUAACCUUGGAUGUGGAAGCAGCAGCUACCUAUUAUUGCUGUUGGCAAAGCAGUACAAUGAAGAAGAUGGUGGGAGGCUGCAAGCAU